Apis laboriosa (Himalayan honeybee) is the source of this 1663-nucleotide messenger RNA. It is a transcript of the gene BBS8, whose product is annotated as tetratricopeptide repeat protein 8. Gene Ontology annotation, cellular component: BBSome; non-motile cilium; ciliary basal body. The transcript is spliced from 8 exons. Lineage: Eukaryota; Metazoa; Arthropoda; Insecta; Hymenoptera; Apidae. Bases 59 to 1549 code for a protein of 496 amino acids. Gene Ontology annotation, molecular function: protein binding. Gene Ontology annotation, biological process: non-motile cilium assembly. The record is from RefSeq and is a predicted model, not a curated record.
UUUUUCAAAAAUUGAUAUUUUUAUAAUCAGUCUUUUUUAUUAAUCUUUUUAUUAAAUCAUGGAAUUAUUUAAAGCUUUAAGCCUAUUCAGUAGAGGAAAAUAUGAAGAAUGUACAAUAAUAUGUACAGAUUUAUUAAAAAAAAAUCCUCUUGAUCAGACUGCAUGGAUCUUAAAAAUGCGUGCCUUAACAUUACAAGUAUAUAUAGAUGAUAUAGAAGGAGAAGAAGAAGGAAUUGCUGAAAGUUUAUUAGAUAAUUAUACAAUAUCUUCUAUGCCUAGACCAGGAACAUCUUUAAAAAAUCCUGGUACUUCUUUCACAGGACAAUAUCUUCGGCCCAAAACUCAAUCAGGUAGACCACUUACUGGUAUUAUACGACCAGCUACUCAAUCUGCUAUAUCUCAAUCAAUUGAGCAAACUUUAAGGACACCCAGAGUUGCUAUGACAGCUAGACCAAUUACUGCAAAUUCUAGCCGAAAUAUUAGAUUAGGUACAGCAUCCAUGUUAACAGAACCAGGAAGACCGUUUAUACAACUAUCACGUUUAAAUAUUUCUAAAUAUGCUAAUCAACCAAAUAUUGCUAAAUCAUUAUUUGAAUAUAUAUAUUAUUACGAACAUGAUAUAAGAUACGCAUUAGAUUUAGCAGUACAAGCAACAAAAAUUUGUCAAUAUAAAGAUUGGUGGUGGAAAGUACAACUUGGUAAAUGUUAUUAUAGUUUAGGAAUGAUUAGAGAUGCAGAACAACAAUUUAAAUCAGCACUGAGAGAUUUUAAAACUAUUGAAGUGAUCUUACGAUUAAUCAGAAUUUACAUUAAACUUGAUCAACCAUUGGCAGCUUUAGAUACAUGUAAAAAAGGUCUUGAAUAUUUUAAUAAUGAUGUGAAUAUUCUUACGGAAAUGGGACGGAUAUUUGAUGGAUUAAAUAAUAUGAGUAUGUCAUUAAAAUAUUAUAAAAUAAUUGCUCAAGAAGAUGCCUCUCAUACAGAAGCAAUAGCUAGUAUCGGAAUAUAUCAUUUUUAUAAUGACCAACCUGAAUUAGCUUUGCGAUAUUAUAGACGAUUAUUACAAAUGGGAGUGUACAAUGCCGAAUUAUUUAAUAAUCUUGGACUAUGUUGUUUUUAUGCUCAGCAAUAUGAUCAUGUUAUAUCUUGUUUUGAAAGAGCAAUUACUCUUUCAACUGAUGAAAAUAUAGCAGAUAUAUGGUAUAAUAUUUCUCACAUUGCUAUUACAGUAGGUGAUAUAAUGAUGGCAGAAGAAUGUCUAAAAUUAGCUAUCAUUAAUGACAAUAGGCAUGCAUUAGCAUAUAAUAAUCUUGGAGUUAUACAAAUUCGAAAUGGAAAUAUAACAGCAGCAAGAACGUAUUUUCAUGCUGCUGCUAAUAUUGCUAACUUUAUUCAUGAGCCUCAUUUUAAUAGUGCUUAUUUAGCUUACGAGAUUGGAGAUCUUCAAACAAGUUACAUUGCUAUAAAGAAAUCUUUAAAUACAUAUCCUAAUCAUUAUGAUAGUAAAACUCUUCUGAACAAAUUAGAGAGAUAUUUUUCACAUGUGUGAAUAGAAAAAAUAGAAAUUUAUUUAUAUCAUGUAAAAUGUAUUAUUUUAUUGAUAUUUGAUUUUAAUUUUACAAUUAAUAUUACGUACAUAAUAUAUAUGUAUGUAAAAAGUAUA